AUGGCCGCCACGGCAGACCCCGAGUUCCCCUGUUCAAUGCAAGUCUGCCCCUCCCUUUGCAAUAUCAAUUGGCCCCGCGUCAUCGCAUCUCUCACGGCGACAACGUCAACCAUCGACGUCCCCUUCCCCAGCGAGCGCCUCGCCUCCACGGCCCUCAGGACCCUACAGGUCGACAAGGAGCUGUCGCCCCUCGUGCGCCGACACCUGUCCGUGAUCGCCCCUCCCGACGACAACGACGAAGGCCGACUGCUCAAGACGGAGUACAAAGCAGCCACGAACCGCAUGCUCCGCGUCGCCGUCAACUCGUUCAUGGAAAGCCUCAAACUCGUGCUCGAGGUCAUGGAGCACCUCGAUGUCGAUGUCUUAGAACAGCAGAAGCUGCAAAAGCCGCCCAGUUGA
Molecule: messenger RNA, 399 nt
Organism: Clonostachys solani
Lineage: Eukaryota; Fungi; Ascomycota; Sordariomycetes; Hypocreales; Bionectriaceae
Source: the annotation of a GenBank genome assembly